AUGCAAUCGACCGAUCGCGACAGUACUCCUGCUCAGUCGUUCCGCGCAGCAUCCUCGCAUUCUCAAAUCCAUGUGCCGUUGAAUGAAGCCAAGUCAACAAGCUCACGGGGUGAUGGUCAGGUCUCUGGCUUGGAGCCAGAGUAUCCCACGUCUUGGAAGCUGGCGCUGAUCCUCGUCGGGCUUUCCGUCUCUCUUUUCUGCAUUGCAUUGGACAAUACCAUUUUGGCAACCGCCAUCCCUAAAAUUACCGAUCAGUUUCACUCCUUGGACGACGUGGGUUGGUACGGCAGCGCCUAUCUCCUGACAACCUGUGCGCUCACCUUGAUCUUCGGCAAGCUGUACACAUUCUACUCGACCAAAUGGGUGUAUCUAAUCGCUCUCGCAAUCUUCGAGGUGGGCUCCUUGAUCUGCGCGACAGCUCCUAACUCAAUAGCCUUGAUCAUUGGCCGAGCCGUGGCUGGGGUAGGGUCGGCCGGUUUGUUCUCUGGAGCUAUGCUGAUUGUCGCCCAAACAACACCGUUGGAACGCAGACCGGUCUACGCUGGGACGCUGGCCGGGAUGUAUGGCGUAGCUAGUGUGGCCGGACCGCUGAUGGGCGGAGCGUUUACCGACCAUCUCAGCUGGCGGUGGUGUUUUUACAUCAACUUGCCCAUCGGUGGACUGACCAUUGUGUUCAUUUAUCUAUUCUUCAAGGCACCGAAGUCGGUCAAGAGCACUUACGGAUUCAAGGAUCAAGUGGCCCAGCUGGACCUUCCAGGCACGAGCUUCUUUCUACCGGGUAUCAUCUGCAUGCUACUAGCGUUGCAGUGGGGUGGUACGGCCUAUGCCUGGAACAAUGGCCGCAUCAUCGCGUUGUUCGUCUUGUCUGGGAUACUCAUCCUGUGCUUCAUUGGAACGCAAGUCUGGGAAAAGGAUAAGGCCACCAUCCCACCAAGACUGAUCAAGAAUCGGAACGUCUGGGGCGGGGCAUUUUUCACUUUCUGUAUGGGCGGCUCUUUCUUCACCUUCGUCUACUAUCUCCCUAUAUGGUUUCAGGCAAUCAAAGGCGUGUCAGCUACCAAAUCAGGAAUCAUGAAUCUCCCCAUGCUACUAGGUGUCGUUGUAUUUGCUAUGAUAGCUGGAGUCUUGAUCUCGAUUUUCGGAUACUACACGCCGUUCCUGCUGGCCUCCCCCGUGUUCGCGGCCAUCGGUGGAGGCCUGCUCACAACGCUGGAGCCCAACUCCGGCGCGGCCCACUGGGUUGGAUAUCAGAUUAUUGUCGGGAUUGGUGCGGGUAUCGGCCUUCAGCAACCGAUGCUAGUUUGCCAGGCCGCACUCAGCCCGGCGGACGUGCCCAGUGCCACAGCCAUUGUCGUGUUCACCCAGACGCUCGGUGGGGCGAUCUUCGUCUCAGUGGCUCAGAAUGUGUUCCAGAACAAGCUGCGCGAGAAUCUGGGGCAUAUCCCGGGGCUGGACGUGCGACAGGUGAUUGGAGCCGGAGCGACCAUGCUACGCCACGUCGUGCCGGAGGAUAUGUUGCCGCAAGCUUUGGUAGCCUACAACUCGGCCAUAAUGCAGACCUUCUAUGUGGCUGUGGCGAUGGGGGCGCUAGCAUUGGUGGGGGCGUUGCCUAUCGACUGGAUCUCUGUCAAGGGCCGGAAGCUUGAAACAACAGCAGCGUGA
Aspergillus saccharolyticus JOP 1030-1 is the source of this 1662-nucleotide messenger RNA. RefSeq names its product MDR family MFS transporter. Gene Ontology annotation, biological process: transmembrane transport. The transcript has 3 exons. Gene Ontology annotation, molecular function: transmembrane transporter activity. Lineage: Eukaryota; Fungi; Ascomycota; Eurotiomycetes; Eurotiales; Aspergillaceae. The coding region runs from base 1 to 1662 and encodes 553 amino acids. The record is from RefSeq and is a predicted model, not a curated record.